Mesitornis unicolor (brown roatelo) is the source of this 822-nucleotide messenger RNA. RefSeq names its product TIMELESS interacting protein (gene TIPIN). Gene Ontology annotation, molecular function: DNA binding. The coding region runs from base 1 to 822 and encodes 273 amino acids. Gene Ontology annotation, biological process: DNA damage response; replication fork processing; replication fork arrest. Lineage: Eukaryota; Metazoa; Chordata; Aves; Mesitornithiformes; Mesitornithidae. Gene Ontology annotation, cellular component: nucleus; replication fork protection complex. The record is from RefSeq and is a predicted model, not a curated record. The transcript is spliced from 8 exons.
AUGAUCGAUCCUUUAGAGAACAACUUGUUUGAUCUUCCCGAUUACGAGAACACAGAAGAUGAAAGGUUCCCACCUCUUCCACCUCCUGCCUCUCCAGGAAGAGAUGAUGUUGAAUGGGCUCAAGCUAAUGGAGAGCCAGAUGGAAACCAGCAGUCACAAGCAAAGGAUUCUGCUGCAGCUCCACGGAAAGCUGUUAAAAGACCAAGGCCUAAACUAGAUGCCCAGAGGUUAAUUUCAGAAAGAGGACUUCCAGCCCUAAGACACUUGUUUGACAAUGUGAAGUUCAAGGGUAAGGGGCACGAGGCAGAGGACCUGAGGACACUCAUACGCCAUAUGGAACAUUGGGCUCAUAGAUUAUAUCCUAAAUUGCAAUUUGAGGAUUUUAUUGAGAGAGUAGAGUAUUUGGGAAGCAAGAAGGAAGUUCAGACCUGCCUGAAGCGGAUUAGACUUGACCUUCCUAUUUUACAUGAAGACUUUGUGAGUAACAAAGAUGGUGGAGGGGAAAGCAACGGACUGGAUACAGCCACUGAAGAUGCACAUUCNNNCUCAGGGAAAGCAGAUGAACUCGGUUCUCUGCCUGCUACAACACUCACAGAAGAGCAACAAGAGCGAAUCAGGAGGAACAGGCAGCUGGCCUUGGAGCGGAGGCAAGCAAAGAUGCAGUGCAACAGCCAGUCCCAACACAACGAGCUCUCUGCUCAUCACUCAGAUGAGGAGUUUACUACCCCAGACGCUCAGGAUCCCACUGACCUUCUCAAAGAUGCUCAAGCUACCACAAGCAAGGUUGCUGUUACAGAAGCUGAAGAUCUAGAAUUGGAAUGA